Messenger RNA from Trichophyton verrucosum HKI 0517, 1722 nucleotides. RefSeq lists its product as uncharacterized. Gene Ontology annotation, cellular component: ribonucleoprotein complex; cytosol; Ubp3-Bre5 deubiquitination complex. Gene Ontology annotation, biological process: protein deubiquitination; ribophagy. The record is from RefSeq and is a predicted model, not a curated record. The transcript has 3 exons. Lineage: Eukaryota; Fungi; Ascomycota; Eurotiomycetes; Onygenales; Arthrodermataceae. The coding region runs from base 1 to 1722 and encodes 573 amino acids. Gene Ontology annotation, molecular function: mRNA binding.
AUGGCUACCGAGACCGUCCCUGCCGCCAACGGCACCUACCACGGCCACCACCCGUACCAGGUAGACCCCUAUGCCGCCUCGCACCAGGCUGCAAACGCCUCCAACGCACAGUACGCGCCCCAGCAGCACGCGGGCACCUCCACACAAGCUCCCGCCGCCUCCCACGACUCCAAGAAUGAUAUCCCCAAGGACGAGGUCGGCUGGUUCUUCGUCGAGCAGUACUACACCACCCUGAGCCGCACACCCGAAAAGCUGCAUCUCUUCUACUCGCGCAAGUCCCAGUUCGUCUCGGGCGUCGAAGCUGAGAAGGUUAACGUUGCCAUUGGCCAGCGAUCAAUUAAAGAGUGCAUUGAAGGCCUGGACUACAACAACUGCAAGGUCCGUGUCCUGAACGUGGACUCCCAGGCUUCCUUUGAUAACAUCCUAGUCGUUGUUAUUGGCGAGAUGUCCAACAACCAAGGACCUCCUCGCAAGUUCGUCCAGACCUUCGUUCUCGCCGAGCAGCAAAACGGCUACUACGUCUUGAACGACAUCAUCCGCUACUUGAAUGACGAGGAUGAAGAACUCGCUCCCGAGGACGGCCCCGCCGCUGUCGAGGAGGCUCCAGCCGUUGACGAGCCUCAGGCUGCCGCUGUUGAUACCGCUGCGGCCCCCGCUCCCGCUCCCGAGGCAGCUAUUGAUCGCCAGGCCGAUACCGAAGCCGCUGCCCAUGAGGUUGACGAGAAGCUCGAGAAGGAAGCCGUCAACGGUGAGGUCAAAGCCGAAGCGGCUGAGGAGCAGAAGCCUGAGGCUUCUACCACUGAAGAAGCACCAAAGGAAGAGGCUGCUGAGGAGCAGCCAGCUCCCGCUGCCGUUCUCCCUGUCUCCGCUGAUGCCAUCCAGCCUGAGAAGCCAAAGGGCCCAGACCCUUCCCCAGCAGACGUCACUCCAAAGGCCCCUACUCCCGCUCCCGCUUCCGCUCCUGAGAAGAAACCUGUUGCUGCUGUUCCAGCUAAGCCCAUGAGCUGGGCCUCCGUUGCCGGAAACCGUGCUGGCACCACUCCUACUCCCGCCGUUCCAGUUGUCCCAGCUGCUGCACCCGCACCCGCUCCCUCUGCCCCUGUUCCUGCCACUGCAUCGGCUUCCGCUCCGGCUCCAGCUGCUCCAACUUCUGCCCCCACAAAGACCCAGCAAUCUACUCCUACUGUCUCUGACGCUGGAAACGAGAACCAGCCUCCAGCUCAGUCCGAAUGGCAGACCGCUGGUGCCGAACAUGGCAGAAGACAGCCACGCCAGCACACUCCUUCUCAGACUGAAGGUGUUCUCGGCUACGUCAAGAAUGUCAAUGAGAAAGUCGAUGCUAGUCUCCUCCGCCAGACUCUCUCCCGUUUCGGUAAACUGAAGUACUUUGAUGUCAACCGUCAACGCAACUGCGCCUUUGUCGAAUUCAGCGACACUGCUGCCUACAAGGCUGCCGUUGCCGCUAACCCUCACACUAUUGGUACCGAACAGAUCACUGUUGAAGAGCGCCGCCCUCGCGCCAACGCUUAUGGCGGCAACGGUGGUUUCUCUGGACGUGGCGGUGCUGGACGUGGCCGUGGUGACCGCGCCGGUGGACAGGGCCGUGGUGGUUUCCAGAAGGACGGCCGUUACAACAACCCUGCCCGUAACAGCCGCGGUGGCAGCGCCUCCGGAAGCGGCAAUGUCACCCUCAAGGGCCGCGGUCAACCACAGGCAAUUUGA